Messenger RNA from Propithecus coquereli (Coquerel's sifaka), 503 nucleotides. RefSeq names its product S100 calcium binding protein A13 (gene S100A13). The transcript has 3 exons. Gene Ontology annotation, molecular function: RAGE receptor binding. The record is from RefSeq and is a predicted model, not a curated record. Gene Ontology annotation, biological process: positive regulation of canonical NF-kappaB signal transduction; positive regulation of cell population proliferation. The coding region runs from base 107 to 406 and encodes 99 amino acids. Gene Ontology annotation, cellular component: perinuclear region of cytoplasm. NCBI's taxonomy places the organism in Eukaryota, Metazoa, Chordata, Mammalia, Primates, Indriidae.
CUUCCCUGUGCUUAUAAACCUCAGCUCUGCGGCUCCUGCACGCUUUGCCCCGUCUCCUCGCCCUGGUCAGCCUUGAGAGGACGUCAGCUCCAGCCCCAGGGUCCUGAUGGCUGCAGCAGAACCACUGACUGAGCUGGAGAUGGCCAUCGAGACAGUAGUCACCACCUUUUUCACCUUCGCGGGGCAGGAGGGCCGGAAGGGCAGCCUCAGCAUCAACGAGUUUAAGGAACUGGCUACUCAGCAGUUGCCUCACCUGCUCAAGGAUGUGGGCUCCCUGGAUGAGAAGAUGAAAAGCUUGGAUGUGAAUCAGGACUCGGAGCUCAAGUUCAAUGAGUACUGGCGACUGAUUGGGGAGCUGGCCAAGGAAAUCAGGAAGGAGAAGGCUCUGGAGAUCCGGAAGAAGUAAAGCCGGCUGGCUGGGAUGGGGGCGGGCAGGGCAGGGCUGGGCAGGGCCGAGCAGAACCCCACUGUCCCCAAAUAAAGCUUCCUCCUUGAAACACAAA